AUGCGGUCUUCUACCCUCUUAGCUGUAUUAAUGGCGGCCAUAGCCCAAGGCCAAAGCACCUCAGGGCAGUCAAUGACCACUAGCCCGGCUUCAUCAGGCUCUGCUAGCAGUACUCAUAUCCCACUUUUCGGCGUCGGGGCCACCACAAUUCCAAUCUCUGGUGUGGCCGGCAGCAUCGUCGGAGCCGACUCAACUGCCACUACAAUUGCGCUAAAUUGCAACAAUGGCACACCUUGUGUUCUCGGAACCAACCCGAUUACCUUGACCCAGGGCCGAUCAACAUGGGUCGCCGAUAUUGUCACCCAAGCUAGUAUAGAAGGGCGCAGUGCGACAGUUACAGCCGCCGUAGCCUGCAAAAUUAUUUCUAGCACACAAGCCGCGACUUGCACUGCGACCGUUACAAUCGGCGUCGAGGCUCAAGGCCAAAGUUCCGCUCUUACGAUUACAACUACUACGAGUUUAGCUUCUAGCCAGAUCAAUUAUGAACAACUUCUGAUUACGGCCGGCGUUGAGAAGUUGAAUAAUCCUUCGGCUGCCCAGACACCGAGCGGAGCCGCUGGCCUUGUUCUUGCGCCAGUUCCAACGGGCAAUAUGGCAAUUGGUGUUGGAGGUAUGGCAGCGGCAGCUGUUGUAGCUGUUGCUGGUAUGCUUUAG
Talaromyces marneffei is the source of this 654-nucleotide messenger RNA. RefSeq lists its product as uncharacterized. Lineage: Eukaryota; Fungi; Ascomycota; Eurotiomycetes; Eurotiales; Trichocomaceae. The coding region runs from base 1 to 654 and encodes 217 amino acids. The record is from RefSeq and is a predicted model, not a curated record. The transcript has a single exon.